AAAAACCUGAAAGCCCCAAAGACAUGUAUGUUCCCGCUGCUCAGACGAGCUCAUGGCUUCCGAACACCGUCUUUGUGCUACAUUUCUCGUCUCAUAGAUCAUUAUUUGCCCAUGAAGUCCGAGACUUUGACCAGAAGCGUUCAUGCCCAGUUGAUCAAACUUGGAUUAAUCCGCAAUACUUUUCUGGGCAAUCGCUGUCUUGAGCUUUACUUCAAAUCCGGCUCCAUUACCGAUGCUUCGAGUGUGUUUGAUGAUAUUCCCGACAAGAACACUAUUUCGUGGAAUGUCUGCUUAAAGGGUUUGUUGGAUAGCGGUAAUCUCGAUGACGCCUUGAGUGUGUUUGGUGAAAUGCCUGAACGAGAUGUGGUUACUUGGAACACGAUGAUAAGAGGUUUAGCCUCGUAUGGAUUUUCUGAUUGCGCGAUGAAGAUUUUCUCUGAUAUGCAGAAUCGGGGAGUUCGAGUGAGCGAGUUCACGUUUUCUAUCGUGACUACUCUUGCUUUCUGUGCUCGUCAUGGGAAGCAGAUUCAUGGUAAUAUGAUUCGCAGAGGCGUUAGUCGGUCCAAUUUGGUUGUGUGGAAUUCAUUGAUAGAUAUGUAUGGAAAACUCGGGCCUGUUGAAUAUGCUUUUGGUGUGUUCCGCACAAUGGAGGAUUUGGAUAACAUAUCGUGGAACUCUUUGAUCUUAUGUUGUUCGGCUUCGGGCAAUGAAGAACUUGGUCUAAAUCAGUUCUUCUUGAUGAUGACAAUGGGGUAUGAACCCGAUGAAUACACAGUUUCGAUAAUCUUAUCUAUUUGCUCAGAUUUACAAGACCUUGUCAAGGGUAAGCAGGUCUUUGCUCUUUGUAUCAAGAUGGGAUUUCUUUCAAACACCAUUGUUUCAGGAGCUGCAAUUGACAUGUUCUCCAAAUGCAACAGAUUGGUGGAUUCGGUUCAGCUCUUCGAAGAGUUAGAAAAUUGGGAUCCAGCGCUAUGCAAUUCCAUCAUCGCAAGCUAUUCAUUUCAUGGAUUUGCAGAGGAAGCUCUCAGGGUCUUUGUCCUUGCCUUGAGGCAGAACAUCAUGCCUGAUGGGUUCACUAUAAGCAGUGUUCUGAGCUCAAUCUCCCUUGUGAUGCUUGAUCAUGGAAAGCAAGUUCAUUCUUUGACUAUCAAGUUAGGUAUUGAAUCUGACACGACCGUAGCUACCUCGCUGAUGGAAAUGUACAACAAAAACGGGUUGGUUGGUUCAGCGAUUGAGAUAUUUGCCGCUACAGAUUCAAGAGAUUUGAUCUCAUGGAACACCAUGAUUGUGGGCUUGGCCAGAAACAGCAGAGCAACCAAGUGCCUCGGGAUUUUCCCACAUUUCCUGAAACAAGGUCUGAAACCGGACCAAGUGACAUUCACCAGCAUGUUGCUAGCUUGCUGUGAAGCCGGCUUUGUCAGCGAAGGCGUUCGAAUAUUUUCCUCGAUGGAGAAAUAUGGAAUUGGAAUCAAUGACGAGCACUACGCCUGUCUCGUUGACUUGCUGUGCAGAGGUUGUAUGAUCAGUGAAGCAAUAGACAUUGCCCAGAAUAUGCCUUUUGAACCUAGUUCUCGUGUCUGGGAAAUUAUACUCACUGCCUGUCUGAAUCUAGGAGAUCUGUUUCUCGCCGAAGCAGUUGCAGAGAGAAUGUUGGAAUCUGAACCCGAGUCAUUGUUUCCCUACCAGGUUUUGGCCAAUAUCUACGAGACGAACUGGCAGUGGGAGGAAUUGGUGAGGAUAAGAUAUGCGAUGGAGAAAAGCGGGUUGAAACUGGUUCUGGAUUCAAGCAAGAUCGGUGUAAAGAACAAAGUGUACACCUUUGACGCUGGUCAGAUCCAAAUUCAUGGCAGUCAUGAAACUUAUGCAAUAUUGACACUACUGAUUUGGGAUUCCGAAUAUCAGAAUGCUCAAUGCUUUGCAGAAGAUGAAGAAAAGGAGCAUUUCUUUGUAGAGUAGGUCCACUUCUCAUUUAUUGCAAGAUCAUAGCAACCCGCAUUCAAUAACAUUUCAUCAUUGAUAUCGGGAUUAUUUCUGCAAAUUUCCACACCUGUUUGAUACCGAGAAAGUGCAGAGAAAAAGAAGGAAACCAGAUAUUUAAAAAAACAUAAAAAAAGGGAAGAGUUUUAGAAAUGUUCUGAUAUGGUUUACUUGCACUGUAAAGGACUUCUUCCCUUGUGGCCGCCAUUGCUAAUCAUACGAAGCCUCACAUCUAUGAUCUUCAGUUUCAGAGCUUUAGUUAGGGACGAUGCAGAGCUUAGAGAGAUUCUUAUAAUGGACCAAGAACCGAUCCUAUUUUGCUUAUUGGGUAUUUUGAUUAGAACUGUGGUGAAGAUCGGCGGAGGAAGCGCAAGAAGAAGUAUUCCGACAUUGGUGAAAGUGAAUCUCCAACGGUUCUGAACCGGUUCGGUUUGUGGGCUGAAUCCGGUUUUCUACUAUUUACUGGUUUUGGCUUUGAUCUGGAUCUGGUCCUUUUGUAACCCAGAUUAGGGAAUGAACCGGAUAAUCAGGACAGUUUCCCAUCAGGUUUACCAGCCCACGUCAAACUCCGGUUUGAUAGAUUUGGUUUGUUCUUGUUCUGAAAAUCGAAAUGAACUGCAUACUCGGAAAUAAACCGUGUCUCACCUUUAUGUGAAUCUUGACAGGAGAGAUCGAAGAUGCUGAUGAAAGUGAAGCAUAGAAGCAACUGCACCAGGAGAACACUGUUAUGUUGGCU
Tarenaya hassleriana is the source of this 2713-nucleotide messenger RNA. Its product is annotated as pentatricopeptide repeat-containing protein At1g43980, mitochondrial. Gene Ontology annotation, molecular function: protein binding; RNA binding. The record is from RefSeq and is a predicted model, not a curated record. Gene Ontology annotation, biological process: RNA modification. Bases 28 to 1956 code for a protein of 642 amino acids. Lineage: Eukaryota; Viridiplantae; Streptophyta; Magnoliopsida; Brassicales; Cleomaceae. The transcript is spliced from 2 exons.